This is a messenger RNA of Chionomys nivalis (European snow vole), 510 nucleotides long. Its product is annotated as zinc finger protein 844-like. The transcript has 4 exons. Lineage: Eukaryota; Metazoa; Chordata; Mammalia; Rodentia; Cricetidae. Bases 1 to 510 code for a protein of 169 amino acids. Gene Ontology annotation, biological process: regulation of DNA-templated transcription. The record is from RefSeq and is a predicted model, not a curated record.
AUGGGUGAGCCUGGAAGCCACGACAUGGUGAGUAAGGGGUUGCUGUCCGAAGAUGAGGAGGAGAGGAUCAAUACCAUCAACUAUGAUGAUGUGCACAUUGACUUCACUCAAGAUGAGUGGGCUUUGCUAAAUCCUUCCCAGAAGAGUCUCUACAAAGAUGUGAUGCUGGAGACCUACAGGAACCUCACUGCUAUCGGGAUGGAAGAAGCCAUCCUGGAGACAAGCCUUCUGAAUAUACUCAAUGUGUUAAAGCCUUUGCAUGUUACAUUCAUCUUCAAAGGCAUGAAAAUAACCAUUCUGCAGAGAAGCCAUACGAUGGUGUGCAAUAUGAUGAAGCCUUUGCAGGUAUCAGUUGUCUCCAAAUACUUGAAAGAACACAAGCUAGAGAGAAACCCCAUGAAUGUAAUCAAUGCAGAAAACGGACUGCCAUGGGCAGACAGUCCUGACAGGGCAAGGACCGAGGAGUGGGUUUUUAGCCAACAGUUCUACAAAACACGACACCGGAUAUAA